AUGCCAACUGACACCGAUCAGCUUUCGACUAAAACGAUUGAAAUGAUUACUAAUCCUCCAUAUAGCAAAAUUCCAAAAGAUCUGCCAAUCUCUGUCACACAGCCGUUUCCUAUCUCUGGGAAAACAAAUGAAGAGCUUUAUCACAUUAGUUGUCCCAAGCAGAAGUUUUUAACUGUUAGAAGAAAUGAUUACCUUGGAUGCUCUGAUGAUGGUAAAGUAAGAUUUGAUUUGUAUGGGGCUACUGUACAAGAGGUAACUUUUGCUGUACCCCAUCCCUCCAUACCAAAGUACAGACGAAAAAGGUCCUCUGGAAGUAAGGUUUUGUGGGAGGACGGGUAUCCGAGAGAAAAUUGCACUGGUGAUGGUGUACAAGAUGAUUUGAGGGAUGAUGGUAUUUCACAACCUGCAGCUGGGGGAUCGUUGCCAGUUACCAUUUAUCCUAAGAGAAUGCCAUACUUAAAUCUUGCCUUUAAAAUGUCAUCAGAAGGGUUGAACGUAAAUAAGAAUCUUCAACCUGUAUUUACCAUCGGGGCUUGCUGUAACAAUCCUUCAAAUAUAUCAAUGACUGCAAUAAAUUCCGAUAGCAACACUGCAAUUCAUCUUGGUGAACAAGAAUUCCAACCAUCAGAUACAACUAAAUUCUGGGUAUUUCCUGUUAUAUCAAGCUGGGAUGAUCAUGAUAUUGAAAUUCAUGUUGAUUUUUCUCGUCUUCAACAACCAAUUCUACUGAAUUAUAUGAAGUUCGAGAUACGUGAACUCAAUAUCAACGAAUACGAUUCGCCAAACUCACCUGAAAAGACAUUGCUUUGUGAAACAGAAGAAGUGAAAGUCGAAGGAAUGAAGCAAAGUGACGAGAGUGCACCGACAAUGAAAUUCCGAUUGAAUGGUUCAACAACAACAACUGACGUAUCAAGAAUGAUGUUUUCACCAUUCGCUUCCGGCAGUACUGAUGGAACACGAGGACCAUCAUUAGUUCUUGAUUCUUCUGGGUCGUGUACAUUCAAUCCAUCAUCGACAGUCGACGUAUCAGAAUCAACUGCAUUCAUCUUAGGAUCGACAAAUCCAACUCAAGAACCAAAAAUAGCAAUAGAAGAGGUGGAGCUUGAACCAGACGUGACAUCAGAUAAUACUUCAGUCAUAUUACAUCUUCUGGGCGCCUCUUUUGGACAGUCAACAAUCCGUUUGAAGGUCACUCCAACAGAAACAAGAUUAACAUUACUUCAGGUUGUACCAAUCGGUAAGCCGUUAUCAUCAUUCUUCAUACCAUGUGAUGGUAAAGACACAACAUUCUCUACAGAUGGUGCUGAUUCAAUAUCUAUAAAUGAGCCAUGGAAAGGAAUAUCUGGUGAGAAGAUAACGAUAAGAAGAUAA
Messenger RNA from Lottia gigantea (owl limpet), 1371 nucleotides. RefSeq lists its product as hypothetical. The transcript has a single exon. Bases 1 to 1371 code for a protein of 456 amino acids. The record is from RefSeq and is a predicted model, not a curated record. NCBI's taxonomy places the organism in Eukaryota, Metazoa, Mollusca, Gastropoda, Lottiidae.